AGGAAUUAUUUAAGCUUAGUACCAAUGUGGACACAAGAACAAAUGGGUAUAAGCAGGCUAUCAGGAAGUUUAGACUUGAAAUUAGAUGAAGGUUUCUAACCAUCAGAGGAGUGAAGUUCUGGAACAGCCUUCCAAGGGGAGUAGUGAGGGCAAAAGACAUCGAGCCUAAUGUCUUUAGGAUAGCCUUUUUUUGGCAAUUGUAAUGGUACCAAUUUUGACCACCAAAUUACUGUAAGUCUUCCCCCACAAUCUGUUUGUCAGGCCAUGAUAACAUUAAUUCAUGCUGGACACUGCAGACCAAAAGUUGGCUUUGUGAUUUGAGCAUCUACCAGUUACUUCUGUUGCAGUGACCCAGAGUUGCUCAUAGCUUUAUUUUAGAGUUUUUUAUUAAUUAAAAAAAUUUUUUGUCUCUUCUUUCAUUUCAGGGAACAGUUAUUCUCUCCUACCCUUUAACUAAACUUGUAAAUGGAACAGAAUUUUUCAAGAUUGUACUUCAAGAAUCAGAGAAUUCAUGUUCAAAGACCAGCACCAUCAAUGUUUUAUUCUUUGGAAGGUUGGCAGGCGACUGUGGAAGAGUUGUACGUCAAGGGACUGGGAUCCAGAUACACUAUGCUGUGUUUACCAACUGCUUAUCACCAGGCAAGCCCCUCUCAGUCUGGAUGCCACUUCCAUCCUCCUUCCAGGAACUGUGACCAUGAGAUUGACCAACAGCCUUCUUAAAAAGGACAUUAUGGUUGUAGCUGGAUUUAAUGUGGCUAAGUCACCUUCUGCAAAUGAAGAUGACCGACACUGCUGUCAUCUGGAAGUAUCUGAAGAUGCAGGAUCAGCAGUUUAUAUUUAUGCUAAGCCAAGUAUAGUCACUGCUUCAGAAACAGCAUCCAUGCCUGUUGCACCAAAAUACACAUAUACUCCUCUGAAUCAUCUUAAAGGCGGAACUAUAGUCAACUUGUAUGGUGCUGUGAAAUUCUUCAAGCCCCCAUAUAUAAGCAAAGGAACAGAUUAUUGUUCAGUUGUAACAAUUGUGGACCAAUCAAAUGUGAAAUUAACAUGCACACUUUUUAAUGGAAAUCUAGAUGCCCUUCCAAAAAUCUACAAAAUUGGAGAUAUUGUUCGAUUUCAUAGAAUAAAGAUCAGGGAAUACAAUAAACAGAUGCAGGGGAUUACUGGCAUUGGCUUUGCAUCCUUGACAUUUGAUGGAACCGUAGGAGCACCGAUAGUGCCUCGAACCUCUAGUAAAUCAUACUCCUUCACAGAAGAAGAACAGAAAACAAUAGAAGAACUACGUACGUGGGCAGCUAGUAAUCUUUCAGUCUGUGGGCCAACAGCAAAAUUGUCUGGUGUCCAGCCAAUGCUGUUUUUUGACCUUACUUGCCAACUUGUAGGGAAAGCAGAAGUGGAUGGAUCUUCCUUUCUUCUCAAGGUAUGGGAUGGUACAAAAUGUCCCUACCCAUCUUGGAAGGUGCUUGUGGAAGAAAGUGACCUUGAAGGAGAUAAAGUUCUCAUCCGUCGGCUGAGAAAUCUGAUUGUAGACAUUCUAGUUUACGAUAACCAUGUGAAACUGGCAAAAUCACUGAAGGUUGGAAGCUUUCUGAGAAUUUACAGUCUGCAUACAAAACAAGCCAGUGCUGAGAACCAGCCUAAUGUUUCCUAUGUAGAAUUUCAUCUUCAUGGUGGCACCUGUUACGGUCGAGGAAUUAGGGUCUUGCCAGAAAAUAAUCCAGAUGUCAAAGAACUAAAAGCAUUCAUGGAUUCUGUGAAUCUCACAGAGUUUCAAAAUGUGGAGAGCAUGUCUUCAAUGGAAUUGGAUGGCAUUUUUGGCAAUCUAUCAUACCAGUCAUAUUCACAGAGAUGCCAGCAGUUAUCUGUCACAGUAUUAACAGAUCAUCAGCAUUUGGAUGACACAGCACUGAAUACUAUCUUAAACAGCUCAGUUCCUCAACAAUAUCGCAUUAGAGCAAAACUCAGAACUUUUAAACCCGAGAAGCUCUGUCAGUCUGUUAAACUUUAUUGUUCAAAAUGCAACUCACUGCAAGAAGUUCCAAAUGACGAUGAUUUCGACUUAAUAUUAAGAGACUGUGCAGCUGCAGCUCCAAAUCCAGAAGUACAUAAUUCAUUGUGGUAUGAUUCUGCAGUGUGGGAUACAGAAAAUCAGGGGCAAAGAAAAAUAGCUGUUCAUUUUGUAAAACACGAUGAGCUGCUUCAAGAGCCAGAAGAUACUUUGAUUAUGGUACAAGGGGGGACACUAAAAGAAAUCAGAAAACUUUCAAGAAGAUUUAAAUGUAUUAUACCUGUGAGAUCAACGAAAGAAAAUCUUGAGUUACUAGACCUUUCAGCUCCCUUCCUUUUGCAAGGGAAAAUAUGGCAUUAUGGGUGCAAACAGUGUUCGAAUCAGAAGACUAUCCAGAAUCUCAGUUCCCUUGCAGAAGAAGAACCAUCGUGGGAGCCAACUGAAAUAGCACAAGUUUUAGGUAUUGAGCCACUCCAGUAUGUUUUUGUUAUGAAGUUUACACUUGAUGAUGGCACAGGAGCAUUGGAUGCAUACCUCUUUGACUAUGAAAAGUUUUUCCAGAUUCCUGCCUCCGAAGUCCUUACCAGUAGUCUUCUUCAGGAGAAGAUGGAAAUGAUCAUGAAUAUACUUUGUCCUCCAGGAACAAAACUAGAUGACUUGCCAUGGUUGGAAUGCUUCAUCAAGUCUUAUAAUGUCAAAGAUGGAAUGGAACAGCAAGUUUGCUAUCAAAUUUAUGACACUAUGGUUGCUGAAGAUGUUAUCUAGUGAUAUGUAUUGCAAUUUAAGAGACAUGCAAUUUAUCAACAUAAUCAAUUACAAAAAAGUUUUGAAGCUAUAAACACCAUACAAGGUUUUGUAUAACAUUUAGUGUAUCAUGUUCUGUGUUGAGAGAUAUUAAUCAGGAAAAUAAAUGCCUUUUUCUGCA
Molecule: messenger RNA, 2933 nt
Organism: Gopherus flavomarginatus (Mexican gopher tortoise)
Lineage: Eukaryota; Metazoa; Chordata; Testudines; Testudinidae
Gene: POT1
Product: protection of telomeres 1
Exons: 19
Coding region: 512-2773 (753 amino acids)
Biological process (GO): regulation of telomere maintenance via telomerase; telomere capping
Cellular component (GO): nuclear telomere cap complex; chromosome, telomeric region
Molecular function (GO): G-rich strand telomeric DNA binding; telomerase inhibitor activity
Source: RefSeq, a predicted model, not a curated record